GGCUUAUCUUCCCAACUGAGAAAGGAUAUUUUUCAUUUUUCGAGCCGACUUUGACACUAGAUCUCACCUCUUUUUUUUUUUCUUUGUACAGAACAAAUUAGCACCUCAUGUCAGAUAUUGUUGACAUCAAGAAGAGACGUGUGCAAAGCACCAAAAAGUUCAACAUACACUCUAAAAUUUACCAACCUUUUAGGGCCAUUGGCUAUGUCACCAAUGAAAUUCCUUAUUUAAUCAACAAUCUUGGACAAGACUACUUUUUGACAACCUGUGUUGGCAGCAGCUUCCAGACCUACAACCUUGGACGCAUGAACCUUUUAUUUGUCAGUACACCUACCGAGAAGCCCAUUACGUGCAUGGCAACACACAACAAGGUGGUGUAUGCAGCUGCAGGCAAUAUCGUUAUUGGAUACAAGCGUGGUAGAGAAGUUUCCCGAGUUGGAGAUAGUGAGGGCAAUUUCAACAUUACUCAAAUUAUCAUUUUGGGAGCUUAUAUCGCUGCUCUUUGUGAUGAUAACACUGUCAAAUUAUGGGACACCACCAAUGGUGAUUUGUACACCGAAAUUGAGUUUGGAGAAGGAUUUACAGCCACUCAUAUGGUGCAUCCCAAAACUUACCUCAACAAAAUCUUAGUCUCGAGUAGUCAAGGCACAAUGCAGAUCUGGAAUGUCAGAACCAAUAAGAUGGUCUAUCAGUUUGGAUAUUUAGGAUCUCCUGUCACCUGUCUUGAACAAUCUCCUGUCGUCGAUGUCAUUGCUGUUGGUUUAUUAAACGGUACCGUCAUCCUUCACAACAUUAAGGCCGAUGAGAAAAUCGAUAGCGUACGUCAAGAUGAUAGAGUGACAGCCAUUACUUUCAGAACGGAUGAUGAACAGGUUAUGGCAACAGGUAACAUGCAUGGUGAUGUUGCCUUGUGGGAUCUUUCAGAGCGUAGAUUAGCACAUAUCAUGAAGGGUGCUCACGAUGGUUACAUUACAACCUUGACAUUUUUAAACAAUCAACCUAUUUUAGUCACUGGUGGUAAUGACAAUGCAAUCAAGCAAUGGAUUUUUGAAAAAUCCAAUGCCGUUCCUCAUCCCUACAAGUCUCGUAGUGGUCACCACGCACCUCCUUCUAGACUUCAAUAUUACGGUACAGAUAAUAAGACCAUUUUAAGUGCUGGUAGAGAUCGUUCGCUUCGUUCAUUCAGUACAGUACGGGACGCCCAAAGCUUUGAAUUUUCUCAAGGUCGACUUGCCAAAAAAGCUCAAGAUAGAGGUAUCAGCAUGGAUGAAUUAAAGCUUCCUCCCAUUAUCGAUUUUGAUGUGAAUGAUUCCAAGACCAAGGAUUGGGAUAAUAUUAUUACUUGUCAUGCGCAUGAUAAUGGAUGUCGUACAUGGUCUUCCAAGAACAAGAGAAUCGGUGAACAUAUUUUGAUCAGUCAAGAUAAAACCGCGGUUAAGACAACUUGUCUUUCAUCAUGUGGUAAUUUUGGUUUCUUAGGUUGCGCCUCUGGUGUUGUGGAUAUGUUUAACAUGCAAUCUGGACAAUUCCGUAAAACUUUCUCCGGUGACGGUGGACACACAAAACCUGUUACUGGUUUAACAACAGAUACCAUUAACCGUUAUUUAAUCACUUCAUCAGUUGAUAAGACCAUAAAGAUUUGGGAUAUUAAGACCGCUAAACUUGUACAUACCAUCGAACUCGAAUCUCCCGUUGUCUCUAUGCGUUAUCACAUGGACAACGAUCUUUUAGCUGUUGUUUGCGAUGAUUUAGGUAUUCGUGUCAUUGAUAUUGAAACCAAGAAAAUCGUCAGAGAAUUCUGGGGUCACAGAAAUCGUAUUACAGACUUUACCUUUAGCCCGGAUAGUCGAUGGAUUGUUUCCGCAUCAUUGGAUGGUACUGUUCGUACUUGGGAUUUACCCACAGGCGCUAUGAUUGAUAUUUUCAAGGUCGAAGAUGUCGUCACUUGUUUAGCAUUUGCUCCCGAUUCUGACUUUUUAGCUACUGCCCAUGUGGAUAAUGUCGGUAUUUUCCUCUGGUCUAACCGUACUCAAUACUCCAAUAUUUCAUUACGUAGUAUUCCUGAAGAUUAUGAGGCACAGCUUCUUCAAUUGCCUAGUUUGAACGGUACAGAGGACUCAGACGAAGACGAUUCUGAAGAUGAACAAAACGUUGAGGAGGAGCCAGUGGAUACAGUUGAACAAUUGAACGAGAGUAUGAUCACAAUGUCAAUGGAACCUAGAUCCAAAUGGCAUAAUUUGUUACACUUGGAUACAAUCAAAUUGCGUAAUAAGCCAAAGGAAGCACCCAAGUUACCAGAGAAGGCUCCCUUCUUUUUACCUACCUUGCCUGGUGCAAAGGGUCAAUUCAAUCUCGAAACAGUGACUACCUUUGAUACAGAAAACCCUGAUUCCAAAAGAAUCAACUUUUCUCAACUCAAUAUCGAUACCGAAUUCGGUAAAGCUUUGAGAGCCGGUUUUGAAGCUGACAAGAACUUUGCUGCUUUUGUAGAAUAUGCUAAAUCACUGAGUCCCUCUGCCAUCGAUUUAGAAAUUCGAUCCUUCACAAUUGAUGGAGAACUCACACUUCUUAAUUAUUAUUUGGAUGCCAUUCUUUACAUGCUCAAGACACGAAAGAACUUUGAGCUUGCACAAGCAUGGUUAUCUGUAUUUUUGAACAUUCAUGGCGAUUUGAUUGUAGCCAACCCCACAAAUCCUAUUCAUGAAAAAUUACAAGACAUCCUUGCUGUUCAAGGCAAAGAAUUCGGAAGAUUAUCGCAACAAAUUCAUUAUAGUUUAUGCUUAAUCGAUUUCACUCGUAGAACAUAGAUAUCAUUUUACAUACACUUCCUUCCCCAGAAGAAGAAAAUAUUACAUAGGAUUAUUAAAAAAAAAAUAAUAAAAUAAAAAUAUAAUGAAUUGGAUCAUUAUUUAGAUUGUAA
Mucor mucedo is the source of this 2920-nucleotide messenger RNA. RefSeq names its product Utp21 specific WD40 associated putative domain-containing protein. Gene Ontology annotation, molecular function: protein binding. Gene Ontology annotation, cellular component: small-subunit processome; Pwp2p-containing subcomplex of 90S preribosome. The transcript has 6 exons. The record is from RefSeq and is a predicted model, not a curated record. Lineage: Eukaryota; Fungi; Mucoromycota; Mucoromycetes; Mucorales; Mucoraceae. Gene Ontology annotation, biological process: rRNA processing. The coding region runs from base 108 to 2807 and encodes 899 amino acids.